GGACAAACUAGAAGAGGCGGCCAAUUCUACUACCGAACCUAUCCAUUCUCCCCACAGCGAGCUCUCGGGCCGGAGCCCUGCUAGGCCUGGGACGCGCUUUUCCAACCAUCAACCUAGCUAUCCCAAGCGCUGCCCACUCGUGAUACCCAUCCCUUUUAGGAUACAGCGCGAAGGAGACUGCGAAGGAAGCGUCUGGGGUGGUCCGUUCAACCUGGAGGCCGAGCUAUGCGGCCCUAUAAUCGAGGCAAUACCAUAUUGUUAUUCAGGCCAGCUCGGGGAAGAGAUACUCCAGCCACAGAUUCCAAUCUUAAUCACUACCGAGCCAUUUCCCUCUCCUGACGUCAAUACCGCUGACGCUAAAGCCGAAGCCUCUACCCCUCGCCACAAGGAUAUCUCAACCGAAAUCCCAAGUCGCUCAACUCAAAGUCGUCUUAUACCAGAUCGUUAUACGCUAAUUCGCUUAAUUGUCAUGGGUCGGCCUACGCCGAGUCUCUGUACUCCAAACGGGCCAAGACAGGACAUAAAACUUCCUAUAAUCACAAAACCUCCCAGCGCGGUGAUCGUCGCGAAAUCUGCGAACUACGACAUCAACUCUAGCACCGAUGGCAUAGGUCACGAGAUUAUUAGCGGAGGUACUAGCCAUAGUAGUAGCGGAGCUCGGAUUGGGAGUGGUGAAAUCCACGGAACCGCUGGUGAACACCGUGGUAGUCCUCCUCCAAGAAGCACGUGUGUUGCCGCCGCCUCUAGUACCCGAGUCGACGGAUCCGAGCACGAUGCCGGCGGCGCGGCCGUAGACAGACGUUCCGAUCCUAAUUUUGAUCUCGAGGCUCAGCAAAUGCAACCGGAAUCGCAACCGCAGCCCCAACCGCAACCGCAGCCCCAACCGCAACCGCAGCCCCAACCGCAACCGCAGCCCCAACCGCAACCGCAGCCCCAACCGCAACCGCAGCCCCAACCGCAACCGCAGCCCCAACCGCAACCGCAGCCCCAACCGCAACCGCAGCCCCAACCGCAACCGCAGCCCCAACCGCAACCGCAGCCGGGACAUCAAUCCCAGGCCCAGCAGGCCCCGAGCCCGCCACGGAUUUCCAGCAUACAAAGAGGCCAGACCCUCCUCGCGUCGAUCCGGUCCAAACUCCGACACCCGAUCGCCACGGCAGAAGGCCGGCCCCUUGCGCAGGUGGUUUUUCGCCGUCUUCGUCCCCGGGCCUUUUCUCAUCUGGAUAACAGCCGCCGUCGUUCCCAAGCCCAGCGAGACCGGCUCGUUGUUCGCGUCCGGACACGGGCCGGCUACGGUUCUGGGGCGUGCCACUUCAAUCAGUUAACCCGUCCUCCCCACCACCCUCUUCCUCCGUAUGGAGCUAUCGGUGCGUGCGCGCGCGAAGCGGAAAACGACGGAGCGAGGCGAGCCGGGAGCGGGAAGAGGAGUUCGCGCCGAGAAAGAAAAGUCCGGAGGGGAACUGCGGGCGGAGAGAGGGUGGGCAGGACGGAGAGGUGGCGCCUAGCCCUACGGACAGACAGGCAGGCAGUUAGAGUAUCGUCCGCUGCGAACCUGGACGAAGCCGCCAGAGCGUCGACAAGGUCAUGGUGCCAUGCUACGCACGCCGCGCCCGCGGAUAUAUAAUAAUAUAUACUAAGCAUGGCUGUCAGGCUGGCGGGUUGAUCGGGCCUAAUCGGCAUGGUUGGUUGCAUUGCGAGUUGUCAAUUACCGUUUCCACCUCCCCCUCUUCCGGCUGUAAGAGUAAUUUUAUGUAGUUCCGAGUUACAGCGGACUUGUCGAUUGCUACGGCGCUGGCGAGUAUUUACGGAUUGAGACACGGCGCCCCGUCGAAUAAUAGUAAUAACGAUAAUGAUA
Durotheca rogersii is the source of this 1855-nucleotide messenger RNA. RefSeq lists its product as uncharacterized. NCBI's taxonomy places the organism in Eukaryota, Fungi, Ascomycota, Sordariomycetes, Xylariales, Xylariaceae. The record is from RefSeq and is a predicted model, not a curated record. Bases 470 to 1624 code for a protein of 384 amino acids. The transcript has a single exon.